CAGCAGACAAACCUUCAUCACUGAGUCGGAGCCAUGGAGGAUCCUCAAGUUGCAUUGAUAUCAGUUGAUGAUCAAGUUACCUCUGUUUCGGUUGAGAAUGAACUGGACGUCCAAAGCAGCAUAUCGCCAGCCGCAGAAGAUAGCCAAGCUACGUCGAUUUCAGUUGAGGAGAAACUGGACGUCCAAAGCGUUACUUUAUCAGAUGUGGCUGAAGGUAAAGUUCCAUCACCUGAUGAAAUACCAGGAACUGGUGACAAUACUUCUACAGCUACUGAAGAUCCUCAAGUGAAAUCAGUUUUGGAUGAGGAAAAUGCGGAUGUUCAUAACAAAAAUUCAUCAGACGCGACUGAAAAUGAAGUCCUAUCACCUGAAGGAAAACUAGGAAUUAGUCAAAAUACAUGUACAGAUCCGGUUAAACAUGAUGUGACAUCACAAGAAGGGAAUGACGGUACUGAUGAAAAACUGUCAACAGCCAUUGAAGAUCCUCAAGUUGCGUCCAUUUCAGGCGAGAAGAAACUUAGCAUUCAUGAAAUCACUUCAUCAGAUAUGGCUGAUGAUAAAGAACCCUCACCUGACGGACAAAUAGGAAGUCUUGGUGCCAAUACUUUUUCAGCCACAGCAGAUUCUCAAGUCACAUCGAUAUCAGCGGAGGACAAACUCGACGUUCAGAAGAACACUUCACCAGCCACAGAGGUUGUUAAAGGUACUUCGAAGCUAUUUGAGCUGAAGCUGGAUGAUCAUGACGCCAGUUCAUCAGGAGCCAGUGUGCAGGCUUAUGGUGAGCUGAAUGAUGCAGCGCAAGAAACAGAGCACAAAGAAGUUAUGGGAGGCUUAAGAAAUCCCUCAGAGGAACAUCAAGUAAGUCUGAAAAACAAAUACGAAUAGCGUAGCUCUUUUCUAAGGGUUUUAAGUUUAAAACAUUUCCACCGCGUUGAAAGGAAUAUAGAAAAGAAACUGAUAAGUAUCCUGCGAUGACUUUGGACUGGAAAUUGAUAUUUACAAAAUUCCAGAGAAAACACCGUGUAGAGUUUCAAGUGAAUGGCAAAUGAAUUACAUUCAAUCCUAGCAAUAAAAGCCAAACUUCAAAGUAAUUUGUGAGGGUCUCAACGGGGUGAUAAUUCUACGUCUAACAAUUAAAAUUUUGCCACAUUUUA
This is a messenger RNA of Stylophora pistillata, 1154 nucleotides long. RefSeq lists its product as uncharacterized. Lineage: Eukaryota; Metazoa; Cnidaria; Anthozoa; Scleractinia; Pocilloporidae. The record is from RefSeq and is a predicted model, not a curated record. Gene Ontology annotation, molecular function: protein binding.